Molecule: messenger RNA, 3988 nt
Organism: Microtus ochrogaster (prairie vole)
Lineage: Eukaryota; Metazoa; Chordata; Mammalia; Rodentia; Cricetidae
Gene: Esyt3
Product: extended synaptotagmin 3
Biological process (GO): lipid transport
Cellular component (GO): endoplasmic reticulum membrane
Molecular function (GO): phosphatidylcholine binding; phosphatidylethanolamine binding; calcium-dependent phospholipid binding
Source: RefSeq, a predicted model, not a curated record
CCAAUUGGCCUUAAUCCCAGACUCCCGCAGUCCAGGGGUGGGGAGAACCUGAGCUCCGGGCGCGGAGAGGCUGGUAGAGCAGGAGCGGAGCGCAGCGGAGACCUGCUUUGAGGACAGAUGUGCCCAAGCAUAGGGGUGCUCCAACCUGAGCUGGGGUGAAGCUUCAAGAGAAGGCAAGAGGGCGACAGAGAGAUGCAGGCGGAGGAGCCGUGCGCCCCGAGCGCACCCCGCAGUCACGACGACCCUCAGAGAAGUCAGCGAGCACGGAACACGGAGCUGCGCCUGUCGGGUCAGCUGCUUCCGGAGCUUUACGGCUUCGUGGCACGCGUGCUCUUCUACCUGGCACCCGUCUACCUGGCAGGCUACCUGGGGCUCAGCGUCACCUGGCUGCUGCUUGGCGCCUUCCUCUGGAUGUGGUGGCGCCGGAACCGCCGCGGGAAGCUGGGGCGCCUGGAGGCCGCCUUCGAAUUCCUAGAGCACGAGCGCGAGUUCAUCAGCCGCGAGCUGCGGGGCCAGCACCUGCCGGCCUGGAUACACUUCCCAGACGUGGAGCGCGUGGAGUGGGCCAAUAAGAUCAUCACGCAGAUCUGGCCCUACCUAAGCAUGAUCAUGGAGAACAAGAUCCGGGAGAAACUGGAGCCCAAGAUCCGGGAGAAGAGUGUCCACCUCAGGACCUUCACCUUCACCAAGCUCUACUUUGGGCAGAAGUGCCCCAAGGUGAACGGUGUUAAGGCACACACUGACAAAUGUAACCGGAGGAAAGUGACCCUGGACCUGCAGCUCUGCUACAUCGGGGACUGUGAAAUCAGCGUGGAGCUUCAGAAGAUCCGAGCAGGUGUGAACGGCAUCCAGUUGCAGGGUACCCUGCGUGUCAUCCUGGAGCCCCUGCUAGAGGACAAGCCCUUUGUAGGAGCCGUGACCAUAUUCUUCCUUCAAAAGCCGCACCUGCAGAUCAACUGGACGGGCUUGACCAACCUACUGGACAUGCCGGGUAUCAAUGAUGUAUCAGACAGUCUGCUGGAAGACCUCAUUGCUGCCCACCUGGUGCUUCCCAACCGCGUGACUGUACCCGUGAAGAAGGGGCUGGAUAUAACCAACCUGCGCUUCCCUCUGCCCAGCGGGGUGAUCAGAGUCCAUUUGCUGGAGGCCGAGAAGCUGGCCCAGAAGGACAACUUCCUAGGGCUUGGAGGCAAGUCAGACCCGUAUGCCAAGGUGAGCAUUGGCCUGCAGCACUGCCGGAGCAGGACCGUCUACAAGAACCUGAACCCCACCUGGAAUGAAGUGUUCGAGUUCAUGGUGUACGAAGUGCCUGGGCAGGACCUGGAGGUGGACCUGUAUGACGAGGAUACUGACAGGGAUGACUUCCUGGGCAGCCUGCAGAUCUGCCUUGGAGAUGUCAUGAUGAACAGAGUGGUCGAUGAGUGGUUUGUUCUCAGUGACACAACCAGUGGGAGGCUGCACCUGCGGCUGGAGUGGCUCUCCCUGCUCACGGACCAGGAAGUGCUGUUGGAGGACCAUGGUGACCACUCCUCCGCCAUCCUCGUGGUCUACUUAGAAAAUGCCUGCAACCUGCCGAGAAACCCUUUUGACUACCUGAAUGGUGAAUACCGAGCCAAAAAACUCUCCAGGUUUGCCAAAAAUAAGGCCAGCAGAGACCCUUCUUCAUAUGUCAAGCUAUCCGUAGGCAAGAAGACCUUUACAAGUAAGACCUGUCCCCACAGCAAGGAUCCUGUGUGGAGCCAGGUGUUCUCCUUCUUCGUGCACAGUGUGGCAGCCGAGCAGCUCUGCCUGGAGGUGCUGGAUGAUGACCUGGAGUGUGCCCUGGGAGUAUUGGAGUUUCCGCUGUGCCAGAUCCUCCCCUGUGCCAACCUCACCCUUGAGCAGCGCUUCCAGCUGGAUCACUCGGGCCUGGACAGCCUCAUCUCCAUGAGGCUGGUGCUUCGGUUCUUACGUGUGGAGGAACGAGAACUGGGAAGCCCAUAUACUGGGCCCGAUGCUGUAAAGAAAGGCCCUCUGUUCAUCAAGAAGGUGGCCACCAACCAGGCUCACAAAGCCCCAUCCCAGGGAGAAGGCCCUGCAGAUGUGACACGUGCCUCAGACCUUGCCUCUGACAUCAAGGGAGCAUCCACAAGCACUGAAACCACCACAGCUGUCACCAAGGCCACAGAGCCUGAGCCCCCAGAGACAGGCCUGGAGUCGAAAGGCAAGGACAGUGCCAAAGGGCUCUGUGAGUCCAUGGGGAAGAAGAGGAACCCAGCUACCAUCUUCCUGACUGUCCCAGGCCCCCACUCUCCAGGGCCCAUCAAGUCACCCAGACCCAUGAGCCGCCCUGCCUUCCCAUUCGCAUGGCCACCCACAAGGCUGGCUCCCAGCAUGUCCUCACUCAACUCCCUGGCCUCUUCCUGCUUUGACAUGACAGAUGUCAGCCUCAACAUUGAAGAUGGGGAUCCUAGGCAGCGACGGCUGGGUGAGAUUCAGCUCACAGUACGCUAUGUGUGUCUUCGACACUGUCUCAGGGUGCUAGUCAACGGGUGCAGAAACCUGACACCAUGUACCAGCAGUGGAGCUGAUCCCUAUGUUCGCAUCUACCUAUUGCCUGAAAGGCGAUGGACAAGUCGCAAGAAGACCUCAGUAAGGCGCAAGACCCUGGAGCCCCUAUUUGAUGAGACAUUUGAAUAUUUUGUUCCUAUGGAAGAAGUACAGAAGAGGUCACUGGAUGUUGCAGUGAAAAACAGUAGGCCUCUUGGCUCACACAGAAGGAAGGAGCUGGGAAGAGUACUGAUUGACUUAUCAAAAGAAGAUCUGAUUAAGGGUUUUUCACAGUGGUACGAGCUGACUCCAGACGGACAGCCCAGGAGCUGACGAUGGGUGCUAUCACCAGAAUGUCAGAAAGUUAUGAGUGUAUUUUGUUAAUAAGAACAUAUAUUUGAUGGAAGUGUAUGCUGUGUGAACUCUAACUGCAUGACUGGAUAGUAACGGGGAUCAUGUAGAAGUAGAACUAUCUCUGUUAAUUUGAUUAGUUCAAAUUCAGAAAGAAACUGUGGUAUUUGUGUCUAAUGAGGCACCAAAACCCCAGCAGUGAUUUCUCACUUUGGUAAUUGUUCACAUUGCAUUUAGGAUUGCCUAAAGGGUGUGCAAGAAAAGUGCCCUCUCUCCAAUACAGGGUUGGGUUGGAGCAGCUACCAGCAUCCCGGGCAGGUCUGACCAAAGGAGGGCACUCUUUUGUGGAAAUAAAAAGUGACCAAACCCAAAACUGCCCAGAGCUAACACUGCCAAAGCCCUUCUGGCUGAUGCCUGUGAUGCUCGUAAGCUGAGACGUUUGCCCCUGGUUCACUGGAGCUGACAGUGUUAGAGUGAUACCCUGAAGUAUUCCAAGUUUACUGCUCCGGGGAGGCCUAGGGACAAACUUCUGGCAUGUGGCAUUAUUUCCAUAGGAAGCUUUAAUCCUAACCCCAAGCCCAGGACUACAUCUGAACGCUGGGUGCUGGAGGCUGCAGAACAGUCACUUCCCAGGAGGAGUGGGGGCCUUCUGUAUUUCUCACAGAUAAGUUUGAGACUUAGUUCUACUAUUCUGAGAUGGCUGAGUCCCCCUGAUAUACAUAUUAAAAGGAAAAUAUGUAAAUUGUGUAUUUAAACAAGUGCCUUUUACACAUUUCAAUUUGUAAGAUCGGACUUUUUUGUUCUCUUAUACGUUUCUUGGGUGAUUGUCAAGGCCACACCCUUGUCUUCAAUGAUGCUUUUCUUUAUUAUUAUUCUGUGUAUGAUGUGAGCAGGAGGUGUCUGUGUCCAUGGCACAUGUGGUUGAAGGACAACUCUGUGACAGAGAUGGUUCUAACCCUUUAUGUAGUUUCUGGGCAAGCUUGCACAACAAAGCACCUUAGCCACUGAGCCAUCUUGGAGGCCCUUCUCUGAUGCUCUUCUAAAGAAUGGUGACAGUUGGGUAUGGUGGCACAUGGCUUUCAACCCAGCACUGGGAGGCACAGGCAGA